Oryzias latipes (Japanese medaka) is the source of this 1496-nucleotide messenger RNA. It is a transcript of the gene fgl1b, whose product is annotated as fibrinogen like 1B. The record is from RefSeq and is a predicted model, not a curated record. Lineage: Eukaryota; Metazoa; Chordata; Actinopteri; Beloniformes; Adrianichthyidae. Gene Ontology annotation, cellular component: fibrinogen complex. Gene Ontology annotation, molecular function: protein-macromolecule adaptor activity; extracellular matrix structural constituent. Gene Ontology annotation, biological process: blood coagulation; blood coagulation, common pathway; platelet aggregation.
AUGGAAGCUUCAGCAGCUCCGAGAUCAGAAACAGUCUUGAAACUCUGAGCUGCUUUCCGAAGAAGAGACGUUUCAAACUGUUCUGAAUUCAGGGCUUAGCAAAGAUUGUUCAAGCCUGAAUCAUCUAAUGUGGACCAUGCAGAACUGACCCACACAAUAAAUCUAAAACUGACGCACUUAGGAGGAUCUGAACACUGAAACAUCACACAGAGAGAAGUGGGGUGGACUGAUGAGAAAUAUGGCUGUGAUAGGAUUUAUCAAGAAAGUCAUGUUGGCGUGGCUGUUGCUGUUUCUGUUGUGCACAACUGCGGCGUCUUUUGCACAACUGCCCGUAAAAGACUCAUGCUGGCCAAAGAUUUCCAUCCUGAAGAGCAACAUAAAGAAGCUGGAGUUCAAGCUCCUGAUUAGCACUUGGCAGGUUGAGCACCUGCAGAAGCACAAAUACUUUAAACCUUCUCAACCUGCUGAGGCUACUGGGAAAUCUCCAAUUGAUUCUGUCUCUGGCGCCAACCUCAGCAACAGCUUGGAUAAGACACAGAUGAACCGCCUUCCAGUAGCUGGUAACUUAAUCGUCCAUGAUACAGACUGUUCUGAAAUAUUUGACAGACUGAGACCACCCAGUGGUUUCUACCGUAUCAGACCCAAACUACACCAGGAGCCGUUUUUGGUAUACUGUGACAUGGAAGAUGGAGGAGGGUGGACGGUGUUUCAGAGACGUCGGCAUGGGAGAGUUGACUUCAACAGAGACUGGGUGGAUUACAGAGACGGCUUUGGUGACUUCAAGCUGUGGAAUGAUGAGUUCUGGCUCGGGAAUGAGCACAUACACUCUCUCCUCCUAGAAGGUAGGAACCUUGUGAAGAUUGAUCUCAUGGACUGGGAUGGUCACAAAAACCAUGCAUAUUAUGAGAACUUUAGGAUCACCAAUGAGGCUGAUAAGUAUCGUCUCCAGUAUGGGAGGUACAGUGGGAAAGCAGGGGAUGCUUUAACUGGUGUGGGGGGGAUGGUGGAGCAGUGGUCGUCCUGCCUCAACAGCAUGCAGUUUAGCACCAGAGAUCAGGAUAAUGACCGCUUCCUUCAGGGGAGUUGUGCCCAGGAGAAUGAGGGAGGAUGGUGGUUCAACAGAUGCCACGCAGCCAAUCUGAAUGGAAAGUUCUACCAUAAAGGGAAGUACAAAGCCCAGUAUGACAACGGCGUCGUGUGGGGGACCUGGAAAGGUCUCUGGUACUCGCUUAGACACACUACCAUGAAGGUGCGGCCCCUGCUUUUCCUGGACUCUGUUGGAAGUGGACUAGGAGAAAUUUAAAUCUUCAAAACUGUAUUUGAGGGUAAAAAAAAGAAAAGUUUGAUGCUUUAUGUUUUGAUUUCUCCCGUUCUUUGUCUGAACAUUUAACCAUUUUAUCAAAAAUAUAGUAUCUUUGUUUGCAACUCAUCCAACUAAACCAUUUCCUUCUAUAAGAGAAUAUUACUCUGAUAUUAAAGAAGCAGGAUUUCAGCAA